AUGACUCCAGCUAGAGUAACCGACGCAUUCACGCCUCGCUAUAAGCGCCGGCAGUUGAGCCUCGUUAUAGAGAAUUUCUCGGAAGAAGAUGAAGAUUUCUGUAUCGGGGAUCAGCAGCAGCACCAGCAGCACCACCAGGACCAGCAGCAGCACCGGCAGCACUUCACCGGACGCGCCCUCGAGGCGUUUCAUCGGGCGGCGGAAGUCAAGCCAGUGGCGCAAAGUCAGGGCCACCGCGCGGGCGGGUGGCUCGAAACUCUCCGCCAAGCCUCGCGCAUCCGCGCAGCCGGCGCUGGGCUUGCGGGUAGCUCCGCAUCAGCGGAGGCAUCCGCCUUCUCGGCGCCUUCCUCCGCUCCCGCUUCCGCUUCCGCCUCUGCUUCCGCCUCCGCUUCCGCAUCCCCCUCCGCCCCGUGCCGGUUGAAGCGGAGCGCCGCAGACGCGGGGCUGGAACGCAGCGUGGGCUCCGCGGAGGAGCCGAAGCUACUGAGGCGCGCAACUUGCCCCGCGGAACGCGCCUACGUCGUCCCCCACCACUGGGCCUCCGCAAACCCCGCUUCCGCCGCCAGCUCGCGCAACCCUGCCUCUUCCCCCGCCCCCGUCCCCGCUGCUGCCCGCGGCGCUGGCGCUGGCGCAACCUGGCCCGCGGGUCUCCUUGCGCUGAACGCGCUCGUGUCUCCGCGAUACGCGCACGGUCAUCCUUCACGGCCCCCUCCUGCUGCCUCCGCCCCGCUUUCCCGACGUCAUCCUCCGCCCCCCCGUUCACCCGCUUUUCCGCCCUCCCCCGCUCCGCUUCCCCCAUUCCGAGCGGAAUUCGCGCGCGCGCCGUCGCCUGCUUCUACUCCUACAUCCUUACCCGGGAUUCCCGCCGCACCUGGUGCUCCACAGCGGUCUCUAGCGACUCGAAGACGCUCGUCCAAGUCGCCUGCCACGUCAGCGAACGAUUCCACGUCAGCGGGAUUUAGAGUCCCGUUCUCGCCACGCGUAGCUUGUGGUUCCGAGUCUGCUGACACGUGUACGAAUUGGAGUGGAGCAGGAGGAGCGGAUUUGGCGAGCGAAGAAAGGCCACGUGGAAUGGCGGCACAGGGAGAGACAGAAUCAUCAGCAGCAGCAGCAACAGCAGCAGCAGUAGCAAAACUGCCACCUCAGGUGGUGCACCUGCCAUGUCAGCUGCUGCGUCUGCCAGCUCAGCUGUGGCUGGCAGACUCGCGCCCACCGCCUCCCCUCAAGGAAAGGGGGGAGGAUGAGGAAGAAGAGAAAAUGAGGAGGAGAGAGAAGAGGGGUGGAGAGGGGUUGGGGAGGGAGGGAGAGAAACAAAAGGUUGUCCUGGCAGUGAGUGCCGAUGGGGAGAAUAUGGAAGUGGGGGAGGUGGUAAGGGGAGUGGAGAUGAGGGAUGAAUUGGAGGGGAUUGAACGAGAGAGCGGGAUAUCAGAUAACGGGAGUGAAGCGAUGGAGGUGGAGGGAGGAGGAGAAGGAGGAGGAGUAGGAGAAGUGGGAGAAGAGAUAGGAAGGGGAGAAGAGAUAGGAAGGGGAGAAGAACGAAAAGAAGUAGUAAAGAAGGUAGGAGGAGAAGAAGAAACGGAAGGGGAGGACGCUGGGAGGGAAGCUGUAGGGAGGGAAGAGGGUCUAGCUGGCGAUGCGAAAGGGGGUGAAGCAAGUGGAGGAGGUGAAGGGGUUGAAACAGGUGAAGGGGGUGAAGGGGGUGAAGGCGGUGAAGGCGGUGAAGCAGGUGAAGCAGGUGGUGGUGACAAGCAGGGCGAGCAAAGUGGGUGGCUGUGGGAGGGAAGUGAUCUGAAAGGGUGCUAUCUCGACGCGAGCAGGACAUGUGUUGAUGAAACGGUUACAAGCGGUGCUAAGGUGGUUACAAGCACUGCUGAGGAGGUUAGAGGCGGUGCUGAUGUAGUUUCAAGCGGUUCUGAGAUUGUGAUACUUUGUGCAGACAUGGAUCUGGACGCGAUGCCUCUGGGUUGCUGCCUCGGGUCCCAGCAGGAACAACCUGGGGAGGCUCACAUGGAGCAUGAAAAGCAGCAGCAUGAGGAGCAGCAGCAGCAGCAGCAGGUGGAGGAAGAGUGCUCGCUGGAGCAGUUGACUCGCGUUGACUCCAUGGAAGAUGACGACUUCUGGGAAAGAAUGGUUGCCAGCUACGGCACACUGGACGACCUGCCUGCUACAGCCGAAACCGUGGCUGCUACAGCUGGGGAGGCCGCUACAGCUGGGGCGGAGGCUACAGCUGGAGUGGCUUCUACAGCCAGAGUGGCGGCAGUAGCUGAAGGGACCUUCACAACUGGGAGGGUGGCCACAGCCGAUGGUGGGAUGGCCGUGGAUGGUUGUGGGGUAGGGGCCGCCACAGUAAGCGAUGGAAAUACCCUGCUUGCUGCAACUCCCGAAUCUCUAGCUGUUGCUGAUGGUGCACUGACAGCGGUUUCCACUCACUCAGGGGUGCAUGCAUCAGUUGCUGCUGGAAGUGCCCUGCCUGCUGUGACUCCUGAACCUCUGGCAGUUGCUGACGGUGCCCUGCCUGCAGUUUCCUCACACUUGGGGGUGCAUGCAGCAGAUAUGAAUUUCGAGUCGCGUCAAAAGACAUGUCUGGAUGUUGUUGACGGUGCGCUGCCUGCAGUUUCCUCACACUCGGUGGUGCAUGCAGCAGAUAUGAACCACCAACCUCCUUCUGCGGAUGCUGAAGCAGCAGCUUCGUCGGGUUCUAAGGCUUGCACGGGCGAACUUCCUCGCCCGGCCUAUCAUGCCGAGCCUGUUCUACCCUCGGCCAAGCCUGCGAGUCCUGAGUCCGAAGCUGCUGCAGCGGUCCUGCUAGCACUGCUGGCUCGGCAGCCAAACCUCAAUCGCGUACGGCCCGAAGCAGGCAUUGGUGUACUGGCACAAGGCUCGGUGUCGCCACAGGGAUCUGAACGGAACAUGGUGCUUCCAGGCAACUUCCUUCAGCAGUGCAUCGGAAGCAUGAGUGCAGCAGUGCGGUCUGCAGUAGAGUCACCCUCGUUAGAGUCACAGUUGCUUCAAUUGCUGCUGCUGGCAGUGGCCAGACAACGAGGAGGAGGGGGUUUGACUCAACCAGCGGCAGCAAGAUUACCAGCAAUAGCAGCCGUAGCACCAGAUAUGGUGUUAAUGGCAGGAACAAACACACUGAAUAAGGAUGCUUGCCAUGAAAAGGACUGGCAGCAGCAGAAACAGCAGCAGAAGCAGCAGCAGCAGCCCGACUUCCUAACGCAGAAGCUACUCCUGUUGUUACUGCCCCUGCUGUUGCAACAACAGCAACAGCAGCAACAGCAGCAGCAGCAGCAGCAGCCUCUGCAGGAGCAGGGAAAGCCCGACGAGUGUGCAGCAGCAGUUGGGUGGGCAGGGGGGGUGCGGCAGGAGGUGGGAGCGGGCGGGCAGCAGAACGGGCAGGAGGAAGAAGAAGGAGAGGGAAAGGAUGAGGAGGGAGAGGAGGAGGAAGAAGAGGGGAAAGCGGAGGGGGAGGAAGGAGGAGGGGAAGAAGGGGGAGAAGGGGAAGAAGGGGCAGAAGGAGAGGAGCAAGAGGAGGAAGGGGAGGGAGAGGGGGGUGAGGGGGGUGAGGAGGAGGACAAGGAGGGUGCGGAUUUGACUGUGAAGCGUUUGGAAAGGGAGAUGUCUGACAUCUCUCUCCCCCCCUCCCGUCGCUUUCUAGCCACCGUCAAAGCCGCAGUCCACCGCUCUAAAACCAUCAAAACCGGUUCCGGCAGCACCAGCACUCCUGCCACACCCAGUCGCGUCAAAGCGAGCCCCAGACCUCCCCAGCCCCCCCCAGGGUUUCUUUCCCCAGUGGAAACUCUACAGCUUAUUCACUGCGACCUGCGCUCACGCCCGUUCUUCCUUGCGCUUCUCGCAGUCUGCGCCAAUUCCACCGCUCUGCACCUUCGCAACUGCUGCGGUUUGGACGACGCCUCCCUCGCCGGGAUCUCGGUCGCCACGAACCGUCGGAUCGGCCGGCUGGCGAUCGAAGGGUGUCCGUUGAUCACGAUGAAGUCGCUAGAAGCGGUGGUGCUGGCGCUGCCGGGGUUGAGGCAGCUUGUGGUGGGGGACUGUGGGGGGGUGAGGGAUGAGGAGAUGGGCGGGGAGUUUGCGGAUCGGAUUUUCACGUUGAAGGAGCUGAAAUGGCAGCCGUCUGGAGGUAGGUUGGCGGGGACAGGGCUGGUGCUGCGCUGUGUGGUGGGGUGGGGUGCAGUGUGGUGGGGUGGUGUGUGA
Closterium sp. Naga37s-1 is the source of this 4215-nucleotide messenger RNA. The record is from the annotation of a GenBank genome assembly. NCBI's taxonomy places the organism in Eukaryota, Viridiplantae, Streptophyta, Zygnematophyceae, Desmidiales, Closteriaceae.